Mycena indigotica is the source of this 1491-nucleotide messenger RNA. RefSeq lists its product as uncharacterized. The record is from RefSeq and is a predicted model, not a curated record. NCBI's taxonomy places the organism in Eukaryota, Fungi, Basidiomycota, Agaricomycetes, Agaricales, Mycenaceae. The transcript has 5 exons. Bases 1 to 1491 code for a protein of 496 amino acids.
AUGGGACGUGAUUCUUCCCACCCACAACAGCGCGGUACUCACGGAGGUGCACGGCGCGGUGCUGGCCGGCCUCCCAAGGACUCUGAAUCAGCAGCCCAACUACGACCGUCUCGUACUGCACUGCCGCGCCAUACUCCUCAGGCAUCUCAAGUCGUGCCCGGCCCCUUCUUUCGACCACGACGGCCAACGCAGCCUGUACCUGGCGAUGCCAGCAACACAUUCUGGGCAGCUGCCCAUCCCGAAUCAACUGCAUUGGAUGGGGAUACUGAUGGUCUUGGUGGCUCUGGCAUGACUACCAACGAAGUUCGGCAGCUUCAAGAUGACCUCGGCUUUGUCUCGGAGAAUGACGAGCACGCAGAUAUUGCGAGGGGCGAUGCAUUGGUGGACGAGAGCUUAAUGGGAGAGGUUUUGGAGGAAGAGGAGAGAGUAGAUGAAGAAGAAGACGACGCUAGACCUACGCUGUUGCCGGAGUCUUCAAUAACACGAUACUUGCGCUCUGUCAGAGAUCGUGUCCAAGCUGAGAUCGACAUCCACGGUGAACCAAUGUGCUACCGCCGCAACGAUCUGUACGAACGAGCACCACACCAGCUCUUCGCACUUAAAGCCUGUUUUACGCGCACGCAGCAAGAUGAGCAUCCAGAGGACAUUCUUUAUGCGCGCGAUGUGUGCAUCUGGCUGCCACACCUGCUAUUCGGUGCCCCAGACAGUUUCAAGUGUUUUUGUGGACGCAAACUGUCCCGCAAUGGUUUCAAUGAUAAACCUAUUGCUCGACGCGUUCGGUCAAUGCCAGUCGACUUCUAUCUCAUGACGAAUCGUUUCGUCUGUGACCCCCGUCGCAUUGGUGAUUCCGGCUGUGGGAUGAAUUCCCAAGGCACAGACCCACUCAUCCUUGGUCAACUGCCCCGCUUUGUGCAAGAAGCAUUCCCAGCCUACAUAAUCACUCGCGCUGCCAUUUCCAAGACACUUCUGUGGCAGAUGCGAAAUACAUUCGCUACCCGGUUUGGUCCUGCGCCCUUCGCUGAGCUGAUUUCCGAGAUCCAAUACCGCCACCAUGCGGAGUGCGAGCUCAUGUAUGUUGCUGCUGCACACUUCUAUGGGAUUGUGAACGCCAAUCGCUUUUCCGAAUUCGGCAACAAGCUUCAAUAUAAUGCCUCGCCACCAACUGUCUCGUACCUCAAGGGUGUGUUUACCGACUACAUGACAGCACAUCGAGUCUUCAUUGACCGCUAUGUUGCGAGUCUUCCGCUAACAAUUGCCAAGGCAGACCACACCUUUGAUUUUCUCAAGUACAUGGGUGGUUUCAAGGGUGAACACAUCUUUACUGCUGCGUACAUCAUACUCAAUGAGUGGGAGCAAAACCCGUGGCCAUGUUCUGACUAUGACCAAAUCACUGGACUUCGUGAAGGAUACAUGGACACAGAUUCAGGAGGGGUUGAAGGCAGCGAAUCAUCCUCCGACACAGAUUGUAUAUACCGACUCUCCGCAGGGUAA